Molecule: messenger RNA, 4237 nt
Organism: Ostrea edulis (European flat oyster)
Lineage: Eukaryota; Metazoa; Mollusca; Bivalvia; Ostreida; Ostreidae
Exons: 2
Coding region: 548-3037 (829 amino acids)
Source: RefSeq, a predicted model, not a curated record
AUUCGUACCCUACGUAACUAAACAGUUCUCUUACACCCCGUAGUAUUUACUUUUUCUCAGUCCAGUCGACAAGAUGGCCUCAGGCUGUUAGGGGCUGGGAAUUACACAAAUGUGACGAUAUUGAUUUAAAUGUUUUCCAACGCGUACAAAUCGUCUACUGACCACCCGUAUUGGGCAAGUAUCACGGAUCAAUGGACACACAGAAUGUACAGACGACAAAAACUUUAAAUCUCAAAAAAGCAGGAAUGUUCUCAGGUAGAUCACAGUACCUGUGAUUAACUAAUCAGGCGCGUAGCUGUCCUGUAAUGAGCGGCGACCUUCAGCGCAUACCUAGAACAGGAAUCGGUCGAUAUCAAUCAUACCUUCGGAUACAUCUCGGCAAUUUUCCACCUCAGUUUUUGUGUUUGUGUAGUAACCGAAACGUGGGUAUUUACCGAAUGUUGAGGAAUGUAAAUAAGUUCUGGCACACAUGGGCUGAACAGUGUAUUUCAUACACACGUAGAGCUGGUCGUGUACCAGUUUAUCAAUAUCGGACGGGAGAUUACGUAUGGUGACGGGUACGAACUUACAACAGGGCGCUAAAGCUCGCUUGUCCGGGGGCAGGAUGGACCCGGUCGGUACCCUGCCCCGACCCCAGAAAGACUUUUUAUGGGAAGAGAAGCCCAGACUCCUCCGAGACCUCUUGUCCGCUGGUCGUCCUCCGUUUGUGGCUAAAUAUCAUGAAGGGGAUUUGACUAAAUACAUCAAAACAUGGCAAUAUUCCACUGAAAGCGCUGAUGACAGUGUCCUACAUUUCAUGGAGAUGAAGUCUCAUCAAAGAGUCGUCUGCAAAAAGAUGGUGCGGGACCGGAAAUCCUCCGAGUAUGUGACUGCUAACAAACGGGUGGAGAUCCUGUCCUCCGUCAAAGGUUGGUUUGAAGUUUUGCCAGAAGAUGGCCGUCCAGUGGAGUAUUUUGACUCCAUACAAGCGAUUGUAAACGUGAAGCCCAGGAGGUUCCUGGUUCGAACUUCAAUCGUUGGGUAUCAGCUGAGUGUGGAAGGUGGCGCUAGCUCCUGGGUGCCGCUGGAGAUCCCCCCGGGACAGGUUCUCACCACUGGAAUUGUCUAUAUGGAUCAGAAGAAAAGUAAAUCAAACGUUAAAAACUUCUUUAAGAAAAUUCUCAAACCGGUGAAACAUUCUCAGAAAGAUCAAGAGUUGAAGUACCUCCAAUGCUUCGACACGAGCGCACGUGAAGUGAUGAUACCACUCAUCAUGACUGGCGUGUUCAGUCCGGUGGGGGACCUGACCAAUAAUGACUUCGACUCUGUCUAUGAACUUCAGGAUUUAGUUGCCUCGUUCUCACUUCCAGUACGCGCGCAGUUGAUUCACGCGGACCCUGACGCAGGCGCACUUCCCAGUGGGUUAUUAAUGAUAGAAGGAGUAAAGGAAGAACUGACGAUCGUGGUGGGAAUUUAUCCGGUAAAUGAAUAUAGUGAACUUUUUGAAAUUCCAACAACCGCAAAAAUUCAUUUUCGGAAGGAUGUAUCUCAAGGUCACGCGAGCAAACGUAAAAAGGAACCCGUUAUCAUGGAUACAGAAGAACGUAUCUAUGAAAAUAGCGCGCCAUCAGAAUUAGAGGUGGAACUUCCUGUCCGUAUCAAAACGAGCAAGAAAUCAAAGGGACCCGGUAUAUUUGAUAAACUAAGCUUACGUUCAAAAGGCAAAAAGGAACGUGCGACUUUAAAACAGCUUCAGGAAGAGGGCGUGUUUUCUUCCAGACUGACAAAAAGUGACUUCAACUUAGAAGCUUACGCAGACGACGACGGCGAUAUUGAUGGAAGUAAGACUUCACAAGGAGAUAAGGUGGAGUCCCAAAGGCUGGAUUACACAGACGAUAACGACCCUGUAUAUCGACCCACUCAGUACUCACAAGAGGAAACUGUUUACCAGGGCAGGAAUCUCCCGCCAAUUCCAAAAUCUCCAGAAGAACGCGAACCAUUGUAUGAAGAACUUCCAGUCGCCCCAAGUCCUCCAUCCGAAGAAGUUGUUCCUUGCUAUAAACCCCACGCCCAGGACGAUGACUACAUGAGUCCUGCGCAGGUCAGAAGAGAAAAAGAACGAAGCGGUGUGUACAACAAGCCUCCGAUAGCUCCGAGAAAUUCCACUAAAACUAAAGAUUCUGUUUAUAAAUCUCACAGGGAGGACCCAUUAGAUUUUGACAAAUUGUUUCCGUUUACAGAGGAUGGAAUUGUGAGAGAAAUUAAUAAACCGGAAACGGAAUUUGGAGACAGCCAGAUGUCUGUGCAGGACUUUGAAAUACCUCAGUAUAGCUCAGCAAUCAAUACACAGACAGCUGACUGCACCCCUUACCAUGGAGUGCGCAUGCGUGCAUAUGAACACAGAAUGGACAGUGAUCCUUUCAAUUCCUUGACCCGAAUGCGAUCUCGGUCUCAUAAAAACUUGGUGUUGGACCCCAAUGCCACGCUUCGAAGUCAUAACAUUAGACAUGUCAACAACGUCAUGAACGUUUUCGAUGACAUAAAUUCACCUGUCCGGCAUCCAGACUCGGCCUUAUCACAGGAGUCUGUUCCAGUCCGGGAAUUUAGUCACCGUUUAUCCCUCUUUGAGCCUGCGCAGUUUGACCGACGAUCUCUAUACGCCACGAGUGAACCAGGAAGUAAACGCUAUCAGAGGUCAAUGUCAUCCAUUGGAAUCAAUGAAAUGUCCUUUUCUCGGCAGGAGGACUCCGUUUUGUCAGGUGACUAUGGUUACCAUGGAGGCAGUGAAUACAGUUACGCGGAAUAUGGCGAAGAACAUAACGACGGUUGGAGACCUCCAAUUGACCUUUCCAACCUCAGUGUCCAGGAGGUUUCGCGGUCACUGAGAUAUAUUGGAAUGAAAGAUCGCGUGGUGAAGCGACUGGCAAACGAACAGAUAGACGGCCAACUGUUGUGUUCCCUAGAUAAAAACUUGCUCCGUGAGGGUUUUCCAGAACUGAAUGCAUUAGAUGUUAAAAAGAUAGUGGAUUUUAUCAAAGGCUGGAGGCCAAAGAAAUGACCACCGUCCACUUUUGUAUGAUGUGUCUGUGAUAUGCAAUAUGCACAUGGGGGGCCCGCCCAUUAUAUAUUUUGAAGUAUCUCCGUAUCGUUAUUUGUCAGCGCUAGAUUUGUUUGGUUAGAUGUUGUAUACUUGGACAUUUUCGUCUCCAUUUUGUCGCGAUUCACGUGGUCAUAAAAUAAUUGUUUACAUGGCAACCGCCAACCUCCAUGAAUAAUACCGAACCACGUUCUUGUUUAUACACCUUUUUAAAACGUGUACCCGUUUUUACACCUUUCGAAACGCGUACCCGUCUGUACACCUUUCAAAAUGCGUUACAUUUUUCUACACCUUUAAAAACGCGUACUUGUGGGUGGUUUUUUUUUUUUUUUACACCUUUCGAAACGCGCACCUGUUUCCGCCUGUUUGUACAUCUUUUGAUGUGUGUACCUUUUGUACACCCUCUGAAGCGCGUACAUUUUGUACACCUUUUGAAGAUCUUACCUGUUUGUACACCUCUUGAAGCGCGUACCUAUCUGUACACCUUUCGAAAUGCGUACCUGAUUUUACACCUUUGGAAACGCGUACCUGUUUGUAUACUUUCUGAAGCGCAUAUAUUUUGUACACCUUCUGAAGAGCAUAUAUUUUGUACACCUUUUGAAGUUCGUACCUGUCUGAACGCCUUUUCAUGGAUUUUGAUAUAUUGACUGUAAUAUGAUGAAAGUUAGAACAAUUGUAAUGAUUAUUGAAGACCUUUUUUUAAACAGAAAAAUUCAUUUAAGAAUAACAAACCCUUACCAAUAUUACCUGAGCACGACUCUAACCUUUCGUUGAUUGAAACUACGGAUCGGAAUUUCAUGUCUUGAUCGUUUCGGCGGUGUAAACAAACAACAUUUUGUUACGUGAUUCGAGACAUUGCUUCAUUAUCAUCCUCGUUGGUGGACUAAGGCGAAUUCAAUACGAGGCAACAUAGUGCUUAAAGUUGAAAAUUUCCAAGCCUACGGACAUGUGCUAUUGUUUUGUUUGUGGUGUCCAUACAUUUGUGAGGGUCAAUAACAUUUUAUGAGUUUUCAUUUUCUCAAUAUUCGUCUCAUUUCUCAGCAGGGUAGUGCAUUUAUAUUUAAAAAAUCUCAAUGCAGCUUAUCUUUGUGAUCGUAUAUUUCAAUAUUUUUUUUAGAAUUAUUCUUUGAUAAUACAUAUAUUGAUAAUCAGACAAGUAAA